GGUAUCAUCAUCAUCUAACCCGAUAACUUGGAAUGAUGGCACACCAGCCUCAAUUUCCCAAAAGACCAUGCGGUCUACCACGUGCCCCUUUUACCCAUAUAAGUUGUUCAGCCCUAGAGACGUUUAUCUUCAUUACAGCUCUUUUGUCUGAUCACCAGGUCCGAACUCGUCGCUCACCAUGCAGGAAAAGUCGUAAAAAUCCACCCAUACCAUGCUACGCAACUUAAAAACCCCAACCUCUCGCUUAGGCAAGGC
Molecule: messenger RNA, 255 nt
Organism: Lasiosphaeria miniovina
Lineage: Eukaryota; Fungi; Ascomycota; Sordariomycetes; Sordariales; Lasiosphaeriaceae
Exons: 1
Coding region: 33-227 (64 amino acids)
Source: RefSeq, a predicted model, not a curated record